Molecule: messenger RNA, 2917 nt
Organism: Anolis carolinensis (green anole)
Lineage: Eukaryota; Metazoa; Chordata; Lepidosauria; Squamata; Anolidae
Gene: arl6ip4
Product: ADP ribosylation factor like GTPase 6 interacting protein 4
Exons: 6
Coding region: 147-956 (269 amino acids)
Source: RefSeq, a predicted model, not a curated record
UGUGGGGGGUGGCGUUGUUUCCGAGGCUGCGGGCCUCUUACCAUGGUCCAGGCAGCCGACUCCAGCCAAGGUGUUUCUCCCGACGCCGUGCCGCGCUUGCUUCAUCCCGGGACCGAGGACUGCGCCUCUUUGGGGUUGAAUGUGCCAUGGCUCACAACCAGCUGAGAAAAAGAUCUCAUAGCAGGAGCCGAAGUGACUCUCGAAGCAAGCGCAACCUGGCAGAGAAAAAGAAGGUAAAGAAAAGGAGGAAGAACAGUAAAGAUUCCUGGAGCAGGAGAAGCCCGUCUCCGGGCAGCAAAAGUGGCCCUGAAUCCAUGAGGCUCAGGCUGUGCUCAGAGAAAAAAAAGAAAAAAGACAAGAAGAAAAGGAAGACCAGCAUGGUGGCCUCUUCAUCCUCCUCCUCCUCCUCCUCCUCUUCCUCCUCCUCCUCUGAGAGCACGUCCCACUCUUCUGGAUCCUCCUCUGACUCCUCUGACUCCUCACCGGAAGAGUCGAGCGACGGCGAAUCCAGGCCCAAAAGGAAGAAGCCGAGCAAGAAGAAGCUGGCCAAAGGGAAGGAUAAAAAGGAAAAGAAGAGGAAGAGGAAGAGGAAAGCAAAGAAGAAGGCCAAGAAGAAAAUGAAGGAGAAAGAGGGGAAAACAAGACUGGAGGAACUGCCUGGACCGUCUUUAGACCAGUGGCAGAGAGAGACGGUGGCAGACCCUGGGCCAGCCCUGACCGAUGAGCAGAAAUCUCGCAUCCAAGCCAUGAAGCCAAUGACCAAAGAGGAGUGGGAUGCGCGGCAGAGCGUCAUAAGGAGAGUCACCGACCCGGAAACAGGGAGAACAAGGCUUAUUAAGGGCGAUGGCGAGGUCCUCGAGGAGAUUGUUACCAAGGAGAGACAUAAGGAAAUUAACAAGCAAGCCUCCCGAGGAGAUGGCCUUACUUUCCAGAUGCGGACGGGAAUGCUGCAGUAAUACUGGUAGAGUGUGUUCCUCUGUGCCAAAGGUGGAUUUCCUGCCCAGUCAUGACAGGCUUUGUCAGAAACAGCGCAUACCCCGUUUGUCCCCACGAAACAUGCAUGACCAGUAACAUACAUUGCAGAAAAAGGUGGGGGAGAGUGAGGUCCCAGCCCACAGCUGCUGCAUGCAUUUGCCACCUCCGGGGGGUUCAGCUUUCCUGUUUUGCUGCAAGGCUCCUCCAUUGCCCUCUGCAGAGGUCCUCCGGGAGAAGACUCCCACUUCCUUUCUGACCUGGCCAACACAAUCCCAGAGUAAAAGGAGGCCGAGUAGAAACAGACCUGGACAAUGUUGGGCUUCUGUUCCCAUUGAUCCCAGCAGUCUAGUCAGGGAUGAGGGACAUUAUAGUCCAUCAUGUAGCUACAGCCACUCUGGCCUGUGCCAAAAGACAUAUAUCCGAUUUGGUUCUAGAAAUGGACUGAGGCCUCCUUGACUCCAGAUUAGAAUUGACAAGAUAGGCCUACUGGAAGAGAGGUCUUUAAUUCUAUUUCAAAUUUGUUUAGCUGCCGGCUCUCUUCCGGCGGAUCAUGCCACAAUCGAAAGGCGGCUGAUGGAAAGGUCCUCUGAGUGACAGGUGACAGUCGGGUUUGAGUUGGUUGGAGUAAGCAUCCUCCAGAGGACCUCAGGGUCCCAAAGGAUUGUAGGUAUCCUGUAGGUAACCUGGACCCAACCAUGUAGGGCCUUUAAGGCCAAAACCAACACUUUGUACUUGGCCCAGAAACUCUUUUGACAGCUAAUGGAGUGACUUUGAAUAUGGGUGUGAUAUGUUUGCUCCUAGAUGUUCUUGUAACCAAUCUGGCUGCCAUGUUUUGAACUAAUUGGAGUUUCCGAAUUUGGUCCAGAGGGAGCCCAAUGUAAAGGGCACUGUAGAAGUCCAGUCUUGAGGUUACCAGCAUGUGCCUCAUCAUAUUUAUUCUGAUUCUCGAAAGGGGCGCAGCUGGAGUAUCAGCCAAAGAGGAUAAUAAGCACUCCUGACCGUCGCGUCUAUCUGCACUGACAUUUAGAGACACCUCUCCCCCUGAAAUUGGUUUCCCUGAUGGAGGGCUCUUGAGGGUUGCUCAUGCCGCCAGCGUUAUGCAAUUGGCAGAUGAAGGGGAAUGGGUCUUUUCUUCUUUCCCCAGUAUUUAUUUGGACAGGUUGAUGAGCUGUCCUCCUAAAGAGACACCUUACGUAAGAGGUGGGAGCAGCUGUUUCCAAGUCCUGCCUCGGCAAUCAGGCACGGGCGCAGAAAUGUAAUUUGCGUCCUGUGCUUUUAAUUAGCUCCCCAUUGUUGAACAAUAAUGCACCUGGGAUUUGGCAAUCGGUGCAAAGCAGGACCAAGAACAUCGUGAAGUAUUUACAAAAUGUUGGAAGGGAACAAUUGACUGCAGGAAGGUUGCAUAAAUGCUCAGCUUUUAUAGCUUAAGUUUGGAUUGAUUGCGCUCUUAGACGCCUGUGGCUUCCUUUUCAAAAUCAAAAGUUCCGUUCAAGCCAUAAUACCCAGACCCAUCCAGAUAACAAAUGCUGCAAAUACGCUGUAUCGCUUCAAUUCCAAGACACACCUUUUUCUUAUAUAGACAGAUCUGAAAAUGGGGUGAGUCUUAGAAUCACAGGGGUAUCAUAUGUAUUUUUAUUGGUGGUGGCAGUCCUGAAAUUUGAGUGCGUCUUCCAAUCAAAGAAAUACAUUACUGUAUUAAAACAACCUUCCUUGCCAGUCACCUAUAUCAUCUGUUCAUUAUGGAAGGGGAUACUGUUAAGCGACAGGUUUGGUCCUCUUAUCAGUGGUCAUGUUGUAGCUUGAAAAAGGCACAUGGAUGAUGUUCUGCAUGCGCAUGGGAUACCUGUGGCACUGGGAGGACUAUUGAAUCAAGGAGGAGGCCAAGAACACUCCUGCUUGAUUCCUUUUGUCCACAACUGAGUAAAUGUCACAUGAGAUCAAA